UAUAUCAAAAUUAAUUAUUACUUUAGCAUUUUUUUUUUCUUCAUUUAAUAGACAAAGUCAAUGUCAAGUUGCAAGUUGCAAGUUUUUUCGUAAUUGUCUCCUUUUUUUAUCAUUCAAGAUCCCUGUUACACGUGAGAAGCUCAUUAAACAAUGCACCAGUUGAGCCACCUUACUUGCCUGUCAUUCUAUUCUGUUUCUAUGUUCACACCACAACAUGAUCAGAAAAACGACAUCCUAUUCUUCAAAAUAGACGGCAUUGACUCUUGAAAGAUGUGGAACUCAGCAAAGGUGAUCUCCUUAAUUCAAAAACUGACUCUGAUUUCAUCAGCAAUUGUGGUUCUUGUUCUUGUUCUUUUUCUUGCAUUCUUUUUUUUAUCUCAAAUUAGGAGCUAGCUACAGACAUGACUCCUGUGAAUAUUGCAACUGUCAUUUUAGCCAAGGCCGGCGAGUACCUGGUGGCACCCAUUGGCAACCAGCUAAGCUAUUUUCAUGGCUACAACACCAACAUAGAGAACUUUCAAAAGCAGCUUGAGAAACUCUGUGAUUCAAGAACUCGCAUCCGACAGUCUGUAAAUGCAGCCACAAGAAACGGGGAACAAAUUAAAGCCGGUGUCCAAAAAUGGCUAAGAAAUGCAGACCUGGUGAUAGCAGAGGCAGAGGAGUUCAAUUUCGAAGUCCAACUCAACAGAAGGUGUUUCAAUGGGUGGUGUCCUGAUUGGAUGUCACGGUACAAGUUGAGCAAGGAAGCAAUAAACAAGACAGCAACCAUCGCGGAGCUUCAUGGUAAUGGCCAAAUUGAGCAUGUCUCUCUUCCAGCACCUCCACCAGGUAUAGCAUUCAUUUCUGGCAAAGAUUUUGUUACUGUUGAGUCCAUUGAAUCAACCAUGGAUCAGAUUGUCGAGGCAUUGCAGGACAGUGAGUGUGACAUUGUUGGGGUUUAUGGGAUGGGAGGCAUAGGAAAAACAACAUUAGUUAAAGAAGCCGGGAAAAGGGUUAAAGAUUUGGGCCUGUUUGAUGAGGUUGUGUUGGCUGUUGUGUCCCAAACACCGAAUUUGAGAAAGAUUCAAGGUCAAAUUGCAGACAUGUUGGGGAUGAAGUUUAGUGAGGAAAGUGAAAUUGGAAGAGCAGGCCGGUUAUAUGGAAGGUUGAAGAAUGAAGAAAGGGUACUCAUAAUACUAGAUGAUGUUUGGGCGAGUAUCAACUUGGUUGAUGUGGGAAUUCCUCGUGGUGAUGAUCACAAGGGCUGUAAGAUUUUGCUCACUACAAGAAGGGAAAGUGUUUGCUUGGUUAUGGGGAUUCGAAUGAAGAAAUUUCAAGUAAGUCACUUGUCAAUAGAAGAAUCUUGGGAUUUAUUUAGAAAGAGCGCUGGCACGAUUGUUGAUUCUUCCACUUUGAAUGGUGUGGCAAUGGAGGUCAGUAGAGAGUGUGGGGGUUUGCCACUUGCACUUGUAACGGUUGGGAGAGCGUUGCGUGACAAGGGCCUAGAGGAAUGGAAAACAGCACUUCAACAACUCAAGAAGUCUAAGCCCUCGAUUGAUUAGUUGGAACUAGAUCAUGUUUUCUCAUGUCUUAAAUUGAG
This is a messenger RNA of Camellia sinensis, 1579 nucleotides long. Lineage: Eukaryota; Viridiplantae; Streptophyta; Magnoliopsida; Ericales; Theaceae. The record is from RefSeq and is a predicted model, not a curated record.